Messenger RNA from Rosa rugosa (rugosa rose), 1942 nucleotides. Its product is annotated as zinc finger CCCH domain-containing protein 6-like. Gene Ontology annotation, molecular function: metal ion binding. Lineage: Eukaryota; Viridiplantae; Streptophyta; Magnoliopsida; Rosales; Rosaceae. The transcript is spliced from 4 exons. The record is from RefSeq and is a predicted model, not a curated record. Bases 225 to 1772 code for a protein of 515 amino acids.
CUUGGUCUCAUUCUUCGAGCGACGCAAUCGUCAAAACUAGGGCAUCUUCUCUCGUUCUUCUCCUCUCUCUCUCUCUCUCUCUGAUUUCUAUUAGGCGCUAGGGUUUCGAAAACCGGAAUCUCGAUUACGAUAUAUUACGAAUCUGAUUAUAAAGCCUUUGUUAGUUUUCUUCGAUUAGUAAGAAAAUUUUGUAGUAAAUUUGAAUCUGAAGCGUGUGUUUGAUUAUGAGAAUGAAUAUGAAGCGAUCGAGGAAAUCAAUUUCUUGGGCUCCUGCAGUUAAACUUUGUCAGGUAAAGCUGUUCUCUUCUUUGGAUUGUCCUGUGGAAGUUGGCAUGAAAUAUCAAGGUCAUUUUCAACCGAAGACAUCAAGUAUGUUGCAUUCCAGUUCUUUUGAACACAAUGAUAGCCCGCCUGGUUUUGAAGUAGGUAUCUCUGUGAAGCAAUCUAAGCUGCAACAUUUCCCCAUCCCUCAGAUUAGGUGGCAAUGCCCUUCCAAGCUUAUUAUGCGUGACGGCUGGCGUGUAGCAGCUGGUGAGGAAAGUGAAGAAGCCAAGGCUGAAAAACUAAGAGAGAUGAGAGUGCUUGAGGCAGUAUAUCCUCGUUUUUCUGCAAUUCCACCUAGCCCCUCUGUUUCGUUGGACGUAGAACAUGAGCAUUAUGAUCAUAGCCUCACUCCUUGUGUUCCCAUCAAUCCAAUUGAAGAAGAGUCCCAAGAAGAUCAAGAAGAUCUAACACCAGUAAACACCACUGUAGUCUCUCAGCUACCAGGUUUUUCCCAAGGUCUGUUGGCAUCUGGAACUGCAAAUGUUUCUGAGUCCAACCCUCCUGGUUUGGAGCAAGUACAUGCACCAGGAAAGUUACCUAAUCAAAGUGCUGAUUUUACGGCCAUUGCUUCAGCUGCAUUAACUGCAAUGAAGAAUAGCAGCGAGAAGGAAAGUAUGAUCGAUACUGAUUUGCUUAUUAAGAUUCUUAACGAUCCGAAAAUGCUCCAGAAAUUGAUUAAUGUACAUGGACCACAAGCCAAUACAGGAAUUGCAUCAGUGAAUACACAUACUGCACCCAGUUCAAAGACGGUAACUCCCUAUGUUCCCUCAUCCCUUUCAAACUCUGAUAUGCAAAGGACUCCAGAUGGUAACUUCCACAUGCCAGGUAAAGUGGGUACUACUUUGAAUGCAAUCCCUCUUCAACCAGAUACUGUUCAAUUAUCUGGGUUAAAGCGACCUGCACCAUCACCACCAUUACCUUCCUCAUCCAGCCCUCAAGCUGACCAUGUUCAAUCUGGGUUAAAGCGACCUGCACUAUCGCCACCACUACCUUCCUUGUCCAGCCCUCAAGCUGACCAUGUUCUACUGCCCAGACUGCCAAAUCAGGCACAACCCCCAUUAAGUGCAUCGCCUGAACAGAACAUGGUUCCCUUAGGAUCUUUCCCAGUCCAGGAACCCGGAAUUGUCAAGGACAUGAACUACUAUAAGAACCUCAUUAGGCAACAUGGAACAGAAAAUAAAGAAAUGCAGGACCCCAUUUUGCUCAAAAAUGGUAACAAUCAUAAUCACUUGGUGGACUUGAAAAUGUCUGUAAACUCUAAUCCAGCAGAAAUGAGGACCAAGAAACCGAAACAUUGCAUGUUUUUCAAAACUGCCAAGGGAUGUCGUAAGGGUGCUAAUUGUGAAUACCUCCAUGACAUGUCGUUAAAUUGGCGAACUGGUAUGGAGGCCCAAAGUGCCAAGAGAAUGAAACUAAAUGGGGUUAAUAAGGGGAGGAGUAUGUUUUAGGUAAUACUUGUUAGUGGUAAAAUCCAUCACUUUUUUUCCAAUUUUGUAAAAAGUUUGGGAAAGGGGUAGACUUUCAGACCCAGGCCAAGUAUUUUUUUUUUAAUUUCUUUUUUAUUUACUUAGGCAUUUUGCAAAGAUUAAUGAGAAUUUCAUGAAAUGUUUUUUGAUUA